Brassica napus (rape) is the source of this 2099-nucleotide messenger RNA. Its product is annotated as putative F-box protein At1g53360. The transcript has a single exon. Gene Ontology annotation, molecular function: protein binding. Bases 845 to 2053 code for a protein of 402 amino acids. NCBI's taxonomy places the organism in Eukaryota, Viridiplantae, Streptophyta, Magnoliopsida, Brassicales, Brassicaceae. The record is from RefSeq and is a predicted model, not a curated record.
UUUUCACUUCCCAAAAAAAUAAAACGAAAUUUUCUGACAAAACGAUGAACAAAAAAAAGCUAUAUAUAUGAUCUGCUUCUUCUGCGCUCUUCCUCUCAUUGCGUUUUCGGCUUCUCGAUCUUGACAUAAGGAAGAACUCCAAGAAAGUACUUCACCUUCGGACUCCACCCACGCUGCUGAGCUCGACAGAACAUCAAGAACGUGUUCGCGCAGUAAGAGUUCAACCCCAUAAAACAAUGCCACAGAGCAUGUACCCUGAGGAUUCACCGGCCACCGAGAUACCCUCUCGCAGAAAACACGGUCACAGAACCAGCAAACGCUCCCAACCAGAAUCGUAGCAACGUACCAUUUCGCGAUCCUCUUGGCAGCAGCGUCCUCCGUGUGAAUGUAGUACUUGUACAUCCGAGAAUAUUGAUACAUAAUAUAGGUCAGCUAUCUUUAACUUUAUUUUUUUUUCGUAGACAUACAGCUGAAUCUCAAGCUACAAAUUCUAGUUUAAAACUAGUAAGUCACAACUAAUGAUAAGUAAGACUCUAUAAACUCGGCUGAGGUAAAUCUAGAACAUUGGUUUUACUUAAGCUAGUCCAUAAAGAAGAGACGGUAGUUUUUGAUUCUAGCUGCUCGACUUUUUUGUAAUUAUUUGAGAAAAAUUCUAAUGGCCCAUUUAUGAUCGUUGCAAAUAAAGUCACCGACUAAAUUGUUGCCUGGAAGAGCCCAUGUACGCUCUUGUAUAUAAAGUUAAUUAGUCAAAUUGAGGAAAGAAGAAAGCUGAAGCCCUAGGGUUUCGUUAGUUAUAAGCGAUCUGAAAUUCAAGCUAUUCCAGUGUUUGUACAAUCCAUCAGCCAUGAAACGUUUGGAGCAGCAGUUAUCAACCACGUCCAUACAUGAAACACAGUCUUCGAACUCGGUAAGAAAUCACUCAGACCCGCCAUCCGGAGAUGAUCUGCUUGUUAGUAUAUUCUCUCGACUGCCCUUAAAGUCUAUAGCUAGGUUUCGCUGCGUAUCGAAAUUCUUGGCAUCCAUACUUCGCCGUCAUGAUUUCACUGAGCUGUUUUUGACCAAGUCUUUGACUCGUCCACGGCUCCUUUUCACCGUAAAAGCUACUAAUGGCAAGUUGUUGUUCUACUCUUCACCUCAGCCUCAUAAUCCAGACCAUAACUCUUGUCUGGUUCCUACCCCUUAUCAUACGUCUUCUUUUCCAGAAUAUCUUCCAAGUGAUAUAUGUAGCACGGUCUGUGGAUUGGUAUUGCUUCAGGGAUGGAAAAGAAAGGUGCGAGUGAUUUGUAAUCCUGCCACGGGAGAGUUCUUAACCUUACCCAAAGUGAAAGUUAAGAGUAACCCCACGGAGAUUUCCCAAACGUAUUUAGGGUAUGAUCCGAUCGGGAAACAGUUCAAAGUGUUGUGUGUCACCUUGUCACGUGAUGAAAGACCCAAGACUCAUCAGGUUUUGACAUUGGAGUCUGGAAAACGUGUAUGGAGAACGGUCGAACACAAGUUCUAUUUUGAGGAUAACUUUACAAUGAGUGGUGACGUAUGCAUAAACGGUGUUUUGUAUUUCGGAGCUGCCGUUGGACGAUCUUCUAUGAUAGUUUGCUUCGACGUUGGGUCUGAAAAGUUCAGCUUUAUUAACACAAAUGAAGACAUGAGAAUACAGUAUCCUUGUUUAUCAGGUUCGUUGACAUUGUUCAACUACAAAGGUAAAUUAGGUAUACGUCAGGAUUCAGAUAAUAUGUUUUGUGAAAAUGAACUUGUGCUGUGGGUACUAGAAGAUGCUGGAAAUCAUAAAUGGUGCAAGCAUAGCUAUGUAUUGUCUCCUUUGGGGUCCGACCUAGUCCAAUAUAACAGGUUUAUUGGAAUGACUAGUACAGGUGAAGUUGUUUUUUCAGGAUUGUCACAAUUGCACGAACCAUCAGACCUUUUCUACCUUUCCUUCUACAAUUUGCAGUCGGGAACUUUUAAAAGGGUCUACUUUCAGGGACUAGAAGAGUUUAAGCAACAAUUUACAACUCCUCACACCUUUCUAGACUAUGUUGAGAAUAUAAAGUUUAUGUAAGUGCGUUCAAGGCUUUCAUAUAUAUAUUAAACUUUUGGGUUUCAGC